AGGAGGCGACAUCGGGCCGCCAGGUCGCAGCGGUAAGCGGCCAAAGGCGAGGAGCCGCGGCUGCAGUGGCGGUGACGGCGCAGACGGCGGCCGCAGCCCUGCCAGAGCCGAGAGAGCCGUCUUAGGCCGCAUCACCGACGAGCUAGGACGACAGCAGCCGAGGAAAUUAGCUGAACUGGCAGCAGAAGAGCAGAAGAGAAGCUUGGAUCGGCGCCGUUCGCGAGCGGCAGCGGUGGUGCAGCCGCGGCCACCAGCGCCGAUUACGAUCAGCGGCCAGCUCGGUGGCUGCCAGCUCGGGCUCGGGCUGCAGCAGCCCCUACUGCCUCUGCUGCUGCUGCUCGCGCUGCUUCUGCUGCUGCUCGUCGCCCAGGUCCAGGGGAUCGGCCAUCGGCCCGAAGACGACGACUACAGCCUCGAACGCGGCUACAAGUACGUCGACGACAACGGCGGCUUCCGGCUCGUCGAGGUCGAUCACCGAGGGCCGGCCGAGCCGUCCUCCGCCUGGAGGUUCUCGUUGCCAUCGUCGGCGGCGGCGGUAUCGGUAGCCGCGCUCGUCGGCCUCCAACCGCCCGGGCUCCAGCAUCAUGGACGGCCGACCGAGAGCAGUCGGUGGCUCAGCUCCGGUGGCCAACGGGCAGCGCGUCGGGACCAGCACUUCGAAGACGAGGCCACAUUCGGACUGCUCGUCCGUCACUUAGAGUACGCAGUAACGUCGGCCGCAGCAGCAGUAGGUGAAUUGCCUUGGAGCCGAGCUCCUUUGGGCGCCGAGGCUUUGGCUGGAGCCGAGGAGUCGUCUCGGCACGAGACGCGGAGCAUGCCGAGAUCGGCCGAGCGGACAUCGACAUCAUCAUCAUCCUCAGCAGCAACUGCAGCAGCAGCAGCAGCAGCAGCAGCGCUGGCAGCUUUGGCGGCGCCGCCCUCGCCCCUAGUCCAAGUCAACGAGUUCGAGCAAACGGAAAGCAGCUCCGAGGCAGCAGAAGCAGCAGCAGCAGCAGCUACUGGACGCGAUAUCCAUUUUGCAGGACAAGCGAAGAAGCGACAAGCCAGAGUAGCGACGGCCGUGACGACGACGACGGCCACGACGACGUCGACGACUCCGUUGACGAUUAGGAGAAUAGCGAGGACGCAGGCGACGAGCGCGAGGCACGAGCGAAAGAGCAGCGAAUACGAGGACGAGACCAGCGCCAACGACGACGAAGCUGCAGCUCGACUUUCGGACGAGUCGGCAAGCGGAAAUAUGGUAUCGCAAUCGCUGACGGGUGGCGCCAAUAGCUCGGCUAGCUUCAACGGCUCGAGCUUGUCUCUCGAUGGGGCGAACCACACGCGCACCGACGGCGAAGAGCCCAUCGACGUGACCAGGGCAAUAUUACUGGGCUGCAUCCUGGGCACGAUAAUCGCCACGGCGGUAUUCGGCAAUCUGCUGGUUAUGGUCUCGGUGAUCAGGCACCGCAAGCUGCGCAUCAUCACGAACUACUUCGUGGUGUCGCUGGCGCUGGCCGACAUGCUCGUGGCCAUGUUCGCCAUGACGUUCAACGCCAGCGUCCAGAUAACCGGCCAGUGGCUCUUCGGCUACUUCAUGUGCGACGUGUGGAACUCGCUCGACGUGUACUUCAGCACGAGCUCGAUCCUCCACCUCAUGUUCAUCUCGGUGGACCGCUACUACGCCAUCGUCAAGCCCCUCAGCUACCCGAUCAGCAUGACGAAGCGCGUCGCCAUGUACAUGCUGCUCUCGUGUUGGAUCUCGCCGGCCAUCAUAUCUUUCGUGCCCAUCUUCAACGGCUGGUACACCACCGAGGAGAACGAUCAGUUUCGACAUCUUAAUCCGGACCAAUGCAUCUUCCGGGUCAACAAAGUAUACGCGAUGCUCUCGUCGAGCAUAUCCUUCUGGAUACCAUGCACGAUAAUGACCCUCACGUACCUGGCCAUCUUCCGGGAGGCCAAUAAACAAGAGAAGCAGAUGCACAGUCGCAUGGGCACGGCCAUGUUGCUGAGCCACAGGCCCAGUCGAGAUCUCAACAACGUGAACGGCGAGCUCAACAGUGGCGGCGGAUCUUCGAGGACCCUCACGCUCAACGAGGUGAGCGGGGCGGUGGAGCAUCUGCACACGCCGACCAAAGACAAGAACAUCAUCAAGAUGAAACGCGAGCACAAGGCGGCCCGCACCCUCGGCAUCAUCAUGGGCACGUUCAUACUGUGCUGGCUGCCCUUCUUCCUCUGGUACGUGAUAACGUCGCUGUGCGACCCGGACACCUGUCCCUGUCCCGACAUCGUCGUCUCCAUACUGUUCUGGAUCGGCUACACCAACUCGGCCCUCAAUCCGCUCAUCUACGCCUACUUCAAUAGGGACUUCAGGGAGGCCUUCAAGAACACUCUGCAGUGCGCCUUCUGCUCGCUGUGCAGGCGCGAGCCCUCGGACCUCGAGGCCCUGGACUUUCGUAGGCCGUCGCUCAGGUACGACGACCGAACGAAGAGUAUAUACUCAGAAACCUACAUCAAGCACAAUGACCGGCGCACGUCGAGCGACUUCGGCAGUAGUCUCUGAGAACAAAGGAACUUUAGAUUUUAAGCUGUGCGAAAGAGAGCAAGAGAGAGAGAGAGAGAGAAAGAAAGAGAGAGAAUUACACAUAUAUAUAUAGAAAGACACGUGUCGUACGUAUGCGAAUAACAUACCGACGCAAAGUUGCAUCCGUCUCGACGACUACUUCUUAUACUACUCCAAUUGCGGAACUCGGCUGUGUGGCGCACCAUCGGAUAUUCGUAGCUGCGCGUCAAAGAACUCUGUGUAACUCACGUUGUCGCGAGUAUAAUGGGCCAACGAUGUUGAUGAUGAUGACGACGACGAUGAGUGCAGUAGAAUGGCGCGACUUAAUUACAAAGCAAUCCAUUGACAAAUCCAGCAGUAUCGACACCCCAGUAAUAAGAUAAAUUAUAUGUAUAUCGUGUGCUUGCGCGAGUGCAUGUACGUCAAAGUGUGUGUAUGUGUGUGUGUACAUGUGAGAGUGUGGGUGUGCACCGUCAUCGCGCGAGUAUACAACCAUUAUACUCGUUUUCACAAUCACGAGUGGAAAAUAGAAAACAGAAAAAAGAAAACGCACAUUGCCAAAGUUAGCUUGUAAGCUGGCGUACGUAAACUAAACGUAUAAUAUACAUUAUAUAUACCUAGAGGUAGAAAGAAAGAGAGAGAAAAAAAAUACGCAUCGUUUCGUCGCUGUUCGACUACUCGUCUAUUUCGUCGUCUAUUCGUCGUCACUGUGUGUACGCUAUGCGCCACGCCAACUCUGCGAUUGUGUCUGUCAGUUUGUGUUUAUGUGAUUAUGCAAGUCCGACUCUGCAGCAAGUCUAUUAUAACUGUGAGAUAGCGUGCGUGCAUGCGUGCGUGUGUGUGUGUGUGCGCGCAUAAAGUAACUGCCCGUGCGCGUCUAUAUACCUAUGUAUAAGUACAUAAGUAAAAGUCUGCGUAAAUAUACAUACGCACUUUGUCGUUAUUUGCUCAAUUUGCGCGUCUCUCGUGUACACGUCUUUUUGCCUCGGCUGGCAGCUCCGCGACCUCGCCUGUUUACGGAAAAAGCAGCAGCAUCGCGAUCGCUGCAAGUCGCUGCCGUUGUUGUCUGAAAAAGCUGCUGUCGCAACUAUCACCGAUGCUAUUGAAACGUAUUAUUAUAUAGCAUCAUCGCUCCGGAUCCCGAUCAUUUCUUCUUUUGUUCUGGAAUUCCAUCUUUAAACUAUUUUUAUAUAUAAAAUACGAGCGUGCACAUAAAUAUAAAUAAAUAAAUGAAUGUAUAUUGUAAUGUAUCGAACGUACAGUUAGUCAUGGGCUCGGAAUAUCGCAAACGCAGCCCGCUUCGACGACACACGGACACACAGACACACAUAUAUAUAUACACACACACACACACACACACACACACACACGCACACACGUCUCGAGGCUCGAGAUUUCCAACUCUAAAUUCUAAAUCCCACGCGCAGAUUUCCCAAAGGGAUUUUCCCGUAUAUAUAUAUAUUUACGCGUUAUACGCGUCGCACGAGUGCGCGAUUCGAGAUUACCCGCGCGCCGCGGAAGCUGCAUAGGUAUAUAUACACAAGCUAAACCUCGCGACGCGCAAUUCUCUCGCGAUAUUAUAUACAUGUGUAUACGUAUAUGCGUGCCUGGUAUGUGUAUGUACAUUUGCGGAACGAUUCGAACUAGUAUGUACGUUAUGUACACUCGAUAAUGCUUGCACAUCCACGGCGAGUACACGAAACGGUUGUAAAAAAAAACGUAUUUUAAUUUUUUUCUUCUUUUUUUCUCUUGCUUACGUGUCGGUCUCGAGUGCAUCCCAAAAAUGUGUGCGUACAUACGAAUGCGAAUUGUAAUGGGCACAGUGCGUUGUUAUUCGCGCGCGUGCAUUAAUCUUCAGAGCCACAAACAAACAGAAAUAAAAGCCAGCGGAAAGUUUAUCGGAAUUUUCAUUAGUUCAUUUUGCGCGCUACAUCUGCGUGUCAGUAAAUAUUUUGAUAUGAAAGUACUCCAUGAAAAUCGUACAUGAAUGACUAUUAAUCGUUGAACGUAAUUGAAUCGUGGGCAAAAUGCGUCUGCGUGCGUGUGCGUGUAUGUAUGUGCGUUCGCUUCAAUCAAUUGAAACGAUAAUAUUGAUGCGCGCGAGCAGUAUAUUACGACGUGAAUCAAGAGCGUUCCAUGAGCUGUAUCAAUGCAUGUCUUAGCAAUAUCCGAGAGUUACUAUAUUAUCGAGUAACCAUUACAAUAACAAACAAAUCUAAAAGCCGGUAUUAACUUUUACCCUAUCUACUAUUAUCAAUAUUGUUAUUAUCGUUAUUUAUUUUAUUAUCAUUAAAAUACUAAUUAAUGUUAUUGCCUAUCAUUUAUUUUACUAUUGUUACAUUGUUAUUAUAUACUUAUUUAUUAUGAAUGCUAUUUUUAUUGCGCCGAGAAAGAAACUGGAGAAGUGGUGAAAAUGCUGAUGCAUUAAUUAAUGACGAACAAUUUAUGGUUCUGUACAUACUGUUUGUAAAUAAAAUCAUAAACUUUAUUGUAUAUAUGAAAAAAAAUACGUAAACGUACGCAUACAAUUAUUAUAUGUAAAGAUUCGUAUAAAUGUGUAUUAUUCACUCAAUUAACGCGUUACGAUCGGAUCGGCGCGCCGUAACAAUGAGGAAACGGAAAGAAAUGUAUAAAUAUAAUUUUACGUUCGCUCUCGGCAACGCCAAGCUAAUUGGAUUUGCAAUUUUAUAACCCAUUCUAUACGUAUAUAUAUGUUGCAUUGGAGAAGUAUAUUAUAAUAUACAUAAAAAGCUGAGCCGUGCUUGCAAGUGUGACUGUGCGUAUGCGCGUGCGGUGCGUGUCUUGGGGCAGCAGAAGCAGCAGCAGCAACAGUAGCGCACUCGAUCGAUCGUUUCACCUUGUUGGCUUGCAAUAAAAUUACGUCUCUAUAAAAUCGGGAAUAAUUAAAAACGACGUGUAUACGUCUCGAGCAACUGGAAGUAUACAGAUAUAAAUGUUUAUUGAGAAUUCAAGAGUCAGAGAGCGCGCGCGAUGAAGCUAAAGGGAAAUUAAUCGAGCAUACUUGAUAGCUGCAUAUAGCGCACGGGGGGCUGAUCAAAGCUCGAGCGCGCCUCCUGUUAAAUAGAGAGCUUUAUGAGCUAAUGGCUGCUGGUAUUGACGACGGAUGAAGUGAAAAAAAAAAUAAACGAAAAAAAUAAACGAUCGAAGCUUGCGGUACAAAUCAGCAAAUUGGCCCGUCACGUCGAACGUCUCAAUUUUUUUUCAGAGCGUCCGCCGAUCGAUGCGGACGAUUACAUAUAUUAUAGAAAUCGAUCAGGCCGAGGCUCGAGCUGUGCGUUAUUUCGAGGCGCUAUUCGAGACUGAAGAUGGAUCGGUUGGUCCUCGUAAUCGUUGCGCCAUGGGCUUAUAUAUAUUGUCGAGUACGGCGUGAUUGGCGAAAAUAGGCGAGACAGGCCUCUGCGGUAGCUCGUGGCAUCAGCAGCAGCAGCAGCAGCGGCGGCGGCGGCGGCGGCGGCGGCAGUACGUAUAAAGGCUCGCGUCAGGGAGGGCAGCGCACGGAAGGAUUGCAGGGAGAAGGAGACGAGCUUUAAUCUCGAUACACCUGCUACAUUGCAUUUAACUACACCAAGCUGUACGCCGCUGCCGCUGCUGUAAGCGGAAAAGCAACACACCGGGCCAGAUACGUCGAGUUUGUUUGGUCGUCUCGAAGCCCUCCCGGCUAUGCCAUUAAUCCUUACUUAUAGCUUCUCACUGCGAUGCCGUAUACUCGCAUAUACAUCGUAUAUAGAUAGAUAGUUAGAUAGAUAGACAGAUAGAUAUAAGUAGAUAGGUAGGUAAAAGUAGAUGUAUAAACGAAUAGGAUAAAUGUGUGCAGUGUGUUGUAUAUAUAUAUAUAGAGUACGAGUGAGCUGGCUAGGCCUGACUUACAGCUUUCUUUCGGACGAACUCCAUCACGUUCUGGCAUUGAAAAAUAUCUCGUCCGAGUACAUAAACGCAGCUUGGCGGGUGGCUUCCUCGCUCGAACACGUUGCGUCACGGAACGACAACUAACAAAAAAAUUAAAGAAAAGCCAACCAAAGCAAAAACGAAAAAGCAACUUAUAAGUAUACUUUCUGUGUUGAACAGCUCUUAUACCUAUUGAUAUAUACAUAUGCCGAACGAUCGUGUGCAGGUCUAUUACUGCUGUUUUACUUUUUUCGAGAGUUGCGCUUCGGUUCCGUAUCAGGGAAUACAGGAGCGAACUAGCAAAGUCUUAUAUUCAAAAAUGUCAACGGCAUAAUACGUGUGCACUUCUGCGCAUUUCUGCGUCUCGCUCUUCCGUAUCCUCCUUAUUGAGAGGCUGCUCGCAUAAAAUAUUCAUUGUACGAGUAAUGAAGGUUCGCUUCUUCCAUUGUUUCUUUUUAAAUACUUGCAAUAUUUAUAUAUAACCAUUAAUAUCAUAACAUUUAAGAAACACCUUCACUCUGAUCCGAGAAAUGGCCAACAGCACUGCAAUUAUUAAUGACAUUCUAUUUGCCAUUAUGCCGACGCAUAUUCAUGCGAAUUCGGACGCCCCCGCUAAUGUACAACGCAUUAAAUUCAUCCAAUGAUUUGCGAAGCAGCGCGUGUUUUUCGUUGUGUAAAUAUUAUAAAUAAAAUACACAUACUACAUACGUAAAAUAGUGUAAACACGCAAAGAUACACGAUGUAUAUGUCAUAAGUCUAGGUAUGUAAGUCGAUCCCAGACGUAUCCAUUUCUAAAAGAAACGAUAAAGCCCGAUUCUAAAAUUGGCAAGCCACCAGAAAUUCGUUACUUCGUUGCCCAACUAUAUAAAAGUAAAACGGCGAGAAAAAAAGUAUAAAGUAACAAACAAAAUACUACAAGUAUGAUGCAUAGUAAUAGUAACAAUAAUAAUAAUAAUAAUAAUAUUAAUAAUAAUAGCAAAUGACGAUAUCAUAAUAAAUAUUAAUAAUAAUAAUUAUUGAUAAUUAAUGAUAAUUACAAUGAAGUGUGAAUUUAAACGAGGCAUAAAGAAACAAGCAAUAAAACGUGAAAUACUAAAUUAUUAUGUGUAUGUGUGUACCGUGUAUAUAUCUAUAUUAUACACUGAUUAUGCCGCAACAAAACUUGUUAUAUUAUAAAUAAAUAAUAUACUUUGAAACGCACUGCAAGCAAUUACAAAUAAACGCCCCUUUUUGUAUGUUAACAAAAAAAAUGAAAAAAACUUAAAAACAUCCAGUCAAUGUACUAAACUAUGAUCGAUUACCCAGUGAUCUCGUCCUGGUGAAGCCGCAUGAAAAUUUACCUCGCAACGAACGUUGGUUAUUUGUGUAAUGAGGUCAUUAUUUAAUGUACACAUUUGAAAUUGCACGCAUCUAAUUGUUAAAUUUUGGAUGCCGACCACGGACAAUCAAUUAUAGCUGCGUGGAUCGCGAGAAGCCACGCCACCACUGAGGCAGAUCACAUUCACAUAGGCACACACACACGCAUACAUGUACGAGCAACGCGAUAGACAAAAGUUAAAGUCAGAACAACAGCAACAAUUACACCAAAGUGCAUAUGUACGGCAAUUAUUGUAUAUAAAAUUUAAAUCAAGCCCUCCCCCUUCGGAAACUCAAUCGAUCAGUUUGUUACAUUAUUAUGCUUUCAUUUGCAAAGUGAUGAGAGAUUAAACGAAAAUUCGAGUAAUUGCAGGUGCGCGAUUAUUAUUAAAGCAUUGCCCAAGUAAUCGCUGUGAAAAGAGCUGCACGAUUUGAAGCGACGAACGACCGAGUUCUUGCAGAGUGUCGAGUUUAUCCCAUGACUGCGCAAAGCUCGAUUAUUAAAGCAAUGAAACACACCAUUUGGCAGAUAUAGACAUUAUAUUGGUGUAUAAUUUUGAAAAAAUUGAAAAAUUAAUUGAAAAAUCUUCGCGGGAGUUGAAUUGAUCCAUGGUUGCUCUCUGUAACAAUCUUUAUUUUUGCCAAAGAAAAUGCUCAAUUACCAAAAACUAAAGUAUUAUUAUAGACGUCGAGCUCGAAUUUUUAUUUCUGAAGCGCAGUAUUUGAAAUUCGGUCACUAAUUUGCAUUUUUACACUUGGCAGACACAUCGAUUACGUCAAUGAUAUGCACCCAUCCCGAAUCACCAGGGACAACAGAAGCACACACCAUAAUACACUUGUACAUUUAUGUAUAGAAAAACAAUUACUUAUAUUAUAUAUAUAUUAUUAAUGUGUAAUGUACGAUAUUCGACUGCCUAGCGUGAGAAUCAAAAAAAAAAGAAGUGAAAAAUUAAUCCACGAAAAGCCCAUUAUAUGAUUGUGAUUACGUAAAGCGCUACUUAUGGUAUGCACUCGUUCAAGCCGCGAGCGAAAUGUGAAUGAUAAAUCAAAUUAUUAAACUGAACGUCGAAAGGACGCGACGUGUGUGUGUGUGCGUGUGCAUGUGCUACAUGUAAAGAGGGAAAGAGAGAAAUUACAUAGUGCGACAACGAUACAUAAUGAAUUGCAUGCAUGUGCGUGAGUGCAUAAAAUGAUGGGACUCGGUGAGCGAGCGAGGCGAAAAAAAAAAUGAUGAUUAUUAUACAUUCGCUCGGCGCCCUGAAAAUACUUAUAGGUAAUAUACAGUACACAGCAAGCGCGCGUAUGCAUGCAAUACAAGACGUUGAUGCGCGCGAGGCAGCCAAUAUUACAGGCGCUGUUAAAAGCGCGUCGGAGCACCACGUGCGCACAGCCAUGCGGAGAAAUCGUAAUGAAAAUAACUCGAUAAAAACGCAAUGAAUUUUUGCCAACGCGAAUAUGAAUCGGAUAAGGGAACUGUAUACUUGAGUAAUAAUUCUCAAAAUAUUCAUGAUGUAUACACACACACACACGCAGAUAAGUAUAUAUGUAUAUAUAAUUAACGCAUAGGAACAUUUAACUAUAAAAAUACGACGACGAGUCACAUAAGUCGGUACACAUACAUAUAUAUAAAUUAGAUCGAAAUAAAGUGGACAUUAUUAUACACAAGAUAUACUAGCGUAUACGUACCCGCGGUUGUAUUUUAAAUGUUUACGCUUUUUUGUUAUGUAUGAUGAACUAUAACUUACGAGGAAACCUACCAUUGGAUAAUAAAAACAUUGUUUUU
Messenger RNA from Trichogramma pretiosum, 9587 nucleotides. RefSeq names its product octopamine receptor beta-2R. The record is from RefSeq and is a predicted model, not a curated record. Bases 815 to 2542 code for a protein of 575 amino acids. Gene Ontology annotation, biological process: adenylate cyclase-activating adrenergic receptor signaling pathway. Gene Ontology annotation, molecular function: octopamine receptor activity. Lineage: Eukaryota; Metazoa; Arthropoda; Insecta; Hymenoptera; Trichogrammatidae. The transcript has 7 exons. Gene Ontology annotation, cellular component: membrane.